Molecule: messenger RNA, 1522 nt
Organism: Arabidopsis arenosa
Lineage: Eukaryota; Viridiplantae; Streptophyta; Magnoliopsida; Brassicales; Brassicaceae
Source: the annotation of a GenBank genome assembly
CAUCAAAAAAACUAAAACCAUUAUAAGGAAAGAAAAAUGAAAUCUACAACAACUCAAACCCUAAUCGUCACAGUUUUUCUCCUUACAAUUCCAACAUCAUUCGCAGCAGCACCAAAACUCGAAGACAGUUUCACACAAUGUCUCACCAAUUUCAAACCUUCCGACCCAAAGUUCCCAAUCCAAAACUUCACAUACACGUAACAAAACCCUAACUUCCUCACCAUUCUCAACAACUACGUCCGUAACCUCCGUUACUUCAAUGGUACUACACGUAAACCGGUGGCGAUCGUGGCCGCGGCUCACUUCACUCAUAUCCAAGCUACAAUAAACUGCGCCAAAAAACUUGGCCUCCAGCUUCGAAUCCGUAGUGGAGGACACGACUACGAUGGAAUGUCUUACUUAUCUACCGUCGAUUUUGUCGUCCUCAACAUGUUUAAUUUACGGUCAAUCGAGAUCGAUCCAAAAAUAGAUACCGCGUGGGUACAAUCCGGUGCAACCCUAGGAGAGAUCUACUACAACGUUGCCAACAAAAGCAACAACCUCCGAGGGUUCCCCGCAGGAAUCUGCCCCGGUCUCGGUGCUGGUGGGCAUUUUAGCGGUGGUGGUUACGGAAACAUGAUGAGGAAAUACGGUUUAUCUAUUGAUAACAUUAUAGACGCUAAAAUCUUUGAUGCUAACGAAAGAGUCUUGGACCGGAGCUCAAUGGGAGAAGAUCUUUUUUGGGCCAUACGAGGCGGUGGAGCCGCUAGAGGAGUAACCACUACCGAUCUUGCAGCCAAAUGGCAAGAGAUCGCCGACAAGAUCGAUAACGAUCUGUUCAUAAGAUUAACGUUGAGCUCAAGUAACAAAACGGUCAAGGCUUCUUUCAUGGGAAUGUACUUAGGAAACUCCGAGAAGCUUCUAGAGAUUAUGAACGCGAAAUUCCCGGAACUCGCACCAACAUCGAUCAUGCUAAACAGAAUCCCACAAAAGCAAAUCUUUCUCAAAAGAAAAUCCGAUUACGUGCAGAACCCGAUCUCAAAACCCGGUUUAGAAUCGAUAUUCAAGAUUCUUUCCGAGAACGAGAACGUGUUGAUGGCUUGGAACCCAUACGGUGGGAGAAUGAGCGAGAUUCCGGCGACAGAAACAGCGUUUCCUCACCGAGCAGGGAACAUGUUCAAGAUUCAGUACUCAUCUAACUCGUUCGUGCCAGGUGAAGAAGCGGCUAGCGAUUGCUUGAGCCAGACGGAAAGAGACAAAGAGUGUUCGAAGCAAUGAGCCCUUACGUGUCUAAGAAUCCAAGAGAAGCGUUUUUUGAACUACAGAGACGUUGACAUUGGGAAGAACUUGAACUCAACAUACGAGGAAGUUAAAGUGUAUGGAGUUAAGUAUUUUAAGAAUAACUUCGAGAGGUUGGUUCAGGUUAAGACUAGAGUUGAUCCCGACAACUUUUUCCGGUACGAGCAGAGCAUUCCAGUGCACUUUAACCAUUAGAGACAUUCUUAUUAUUUGUGUCUUGUAUUAAUAAUGUUAAAUACUACAA